Molecule: messenger RNA, 6200 nt
Organism: Drosophila serrata
Lineage: Eukaryota; Metazoa; Arthropoda; Insecta; Diptera; Drosophilidae
Gene: slo
Product: calcium-activated potassium channel slo
Biological process (GO): potassium ion transmembrane transport
Cellular component (GO): postsynaptic membrane
Molecular function (GO): large conductance calcium-activated potassium channel activity
Source: RefSeq, a predicted model, not a curated record
GUGGACGCCAGUUGUGCGGUUCGCUCGGUGCCUCCUUUUUCACUCAGCUCGAUUCCGGAUCGCGUGCGUGUCCGCCUGGUCGCGUCGUGUGUGACAUCCACCAUUAUAGAAUAAUAUAUUUGGUAUCCAAACAUAUAUACGGGAAGGGGGUGCCCGUGCCCGUGCCCGUGCCCCAUUCCGCAUCCCACACCCGUAUCCGUGUCCGUACCCGUUUCCAUAGCCAUAGCCAUAGCCAUAUCCAUAUCUGUGCAAAUUGCAAACACACAUAUGCGUGUGUGCCGUGAUUCACCGAGUGCGUUGGCCUUUCCGGCUGUGAAUUGUCCCCAGUUUGAGUUCCACAAGUCCCAAGUGAAUGCAGGCGACAAUAGCACCUUGAGUGGCCAGAUCGGCAAUAGAUAUAGAUCGGAACCAAGAGGCCCAUGCCCAGUGUAGAUGGCCUUUGGCCGGUGUUAUGAGAUUUUUUUGUCUUCGCCUUUCGCCUUUGUCGUCGUCGUCGCCCGUGUCGCUGUGCGUGUGUCCGCCGAGGAGAUCACUUUAAAAAUAACAGAUUUGUUUGAUGCUAUUUAUAAAAGGCGGGCCAAGUUUUCGUUCCGUUUCGCAUUGUGAGGCUCUUGGCACUUGGCUUUUGCCGUUCAGUGUUUAGCAUUCGGAUUUCGGUACCCAUUCGCCUGCACUUGAAUAUCCAUUCGAUCAAGUGAAUAUCGUGGCAAUAUUAUUAAUAAAUUAAUUCGACGACGUGUGUGUGUGUCAGUGGCGCAAUGUAAACAGCGAAAAUGUCGAGCGAUUUGAUCGGCACGAAUUUCAGCAGCACAUUGACAAAUGGGAUGUCGGGGUGUGACCAAAGCACUGUCGAAUCAUUGGCCGACGAUCCAACAGAUUCACCAUUCGACGCCGAUGAUUGUCUCAAGGUGCGCAAGUACUGGUGCUUUCUGCUGUCCAGCAUCUUUACAUUCCUUGCUGGCCUGCUCGUGGUGCUGCUAUGGCGCGCCUUCGCCUUCAUCUGCUGCCGGAAGGAGCCGGACCUGGGGCCCAACGAUCCCAAGCAGAAGGAGCAGAAGGCCUCCCGCAACAAACAGGAGUUCGAGGGAACCUUUAUGACAGAAGCGAAAGACUGGGCUGGGGAGCUUAUCUCGGGUCAAACAACAACUGGUCGAAUUUUGGUCGUACUCGUAUUUAUACUCAGCAUCGCAUCCCUCAUUAUCUACUUUGUUGAUGCAUCUAGCGAAGAAGUCGAAAGAUGCCAAAAGUGGAGUAAUAACAUUACUCAACAGAUCGAUCUCGCAUUCAAUAUAUUUUUUAUGGUUUACUUUUUUAUACGAUUCAUAGCGGCGUCCGAUAAGCUUUGGUUUAUGUUAGAAAUGUACAGUUUUGUAGAUUAUUUUACAACCCCGUCCUUCGUAUCAAUAUAUUUAGAUCGAACAUGGAUCGGUCUUCGAUUUCUUCGAGCGCUACGUCUCAUGACUGUUCCAGAUAUUUUACAAUAUUUAAACGUACUAAAAACAUCGAGCUCCAUACGCUUGGCUCAACUAGUAUCAAUUUUUAUAUCCGUGUGGUUAACAGCAGCGGGCAUUAUACAUCUGCUGGAGAACUCUGGCGAUCCGCUGGAUUUUAAUAAUGCUCAUCGUUUAUCGUAUUGGACCUGUGUCUAUUUCCUAAUUGUGACCAUGUCAACGGUAGGAUAUGGUGACGUUUACUGUGAGACUGUCCUGGGAAGAACAUUUCUCGUGUUCUUUCUGCUCGUCGGCUUGGCCGUUUUCGCUAGUUGGAUACCAGAAAUCACUGAACUGGCUGCCCAAAGAAGCAAAUAUGGUGGAACAUAUAGCAAGGAUCCUAGAAAAAGACAUAUUGUGGUAUGCGGUCACAUAACAUACGAGUCCGUGUCGCAUUUCCUGAAGGACUUUCUCCACGAAGAUCGGGAGGAUGUCGAUGUCGAAGUGGUCUUUCUCCAUCGCAAAGAGCCUGACCUGGAGCUAGAGGGACUGCUGAAGCGUCACUAUACCACAGUGGCCUUUUUUCAGGGCACUAUGAUGAACGCAGUCGACCUGGAGCGAGUCAAGGUUCAUGAAGCCGACGCCUGCCUUGUGCUAGCUAACAAAUAUUGCCAAGAUCCCGACGCAGAAGAUGCUGCCAACAUCAUGAGAGUAAUCUCGAUCAAGAACUACAGCGACGACAUUCGAGUCAUCAUUCAGUUAAUGCAGUACCACAAUAAGGCGUACUUGCUGAACAUCCCAUCGUGGGACUGGAAGCAGGGCGACGACGUCAUCUGCCUGGCAGAGCUGAAGCUGGGCUUCAUUGCCCAGAGCUGCCUGGCGCCCGGAUUCUCGACCAUGAUGGCCAACCUGUUCGCGAUGCGUUCGUUCAAGACGUCACCAGACACACAGGCCUGGCAAAAUGAUUAUCUUCAAGGUACAGGGUGUGAGAUGUACACCGAAACCCUAUCACCUUCAUUUACCGGCAUGACAUUCCCACAAGCCAGCGAACUGUGCUUCUCCAAGCUGAAGCUCCUGCUCCUGGCCAUCGAGAUCAAGGGCGCCGAGGAGGGGGCGGACAGCAAGAUUUCCAUAAAUCCAAGGGGGGCCAAGAUCCAGGCUAAUACGCAGGGUUUCUUCAUAGCACAAAGCGCCGACGAGGUGAAACGUGCCUGGUUCUAUUGCAAAGCCUGUCACGAGGACAUCAAGGACGAGACGCUGAUCAAGAAAUGCAAAUGCAAAAACUAUGUGGGCAUGAUUAUGAUGCAGACGGGCAUGGUCAACCAAGGCAUCACGUCGGUGAUGAAUACAAUGGAGGAUGAACACCAUCCUGCACCCACAUUUACGCCUCCAGAGCUACCCAAGCGGGUGCAUGUGCGUGGAUCUGUCUCGGGUGAUAUCACACGUGACAGAGAAGAUACGAAUCUACUCAAUCGCAAUGUGCGCCGUCCGAAUGGCACUGGCAACGGUACAGGUGCCAUGCACCACAUGAACAACACUGCGGCAGCUGCCGCCGCUGCCGCUGCGGCGGGCAAGCAGGUGAACAAGGUGAAGCCCACGGUGAACGUGAGCCGGCAGGUGGAGGGCCAGGUGAUAUCGCCAUCGCAGUACAACAGGCCACCAGAGAAUGAUGCUAACCCUUAUGCGGGCUAUCAACUUGCUUACGAAGUUAAAAAGCUCAUGCCGACGAGUCGCAGCUCCGGCACGGGUACACAGAAUCAAAACGGAGGCGUCUCAUUGCCAGCCGGCAUUGCGGACGAUCAGUCGAAGGACUUUGAUUUCGAGAAGACCGAAAUGAAGUACGACUCGACGGGCAUGUUCCACUGGAGUCCGGCAAAGAGCUUAGAAGACUGCAUACUGGAUCGCAACCAGGCGGCCAUGACCGUACUGAACGGCCAUGUGGUCGUCUGCCUGUUCGCCGAUCCCGAUUCGCCGCUGAUUGGGCUGCGUAACCUGGUGAUGCCGUUGCGAGCGUCCAAUUUCCACUACCACGAGCUGAAGCAUGUGGUUAUCGUGGGCUCGGUGGACUACAUCCGGCGCGAGUGGAAAAUGUUGCAGAACCUGCCCAAAAUAUCGGUGCUGAACGGCUCACCGCUGAGUCGCGCCGACCUGCGGGCGGUCAAUGUCAAUCUGUGUGAUAUGUGCUGCAUCCUGUCGGCCAAAGUUCCUAGCAACGAUGACCCCACGCUGGCCGACAAGGAGGCGAUCCUCGCCUCCCUAAACAUCAAGGCGAUGACCUUCGACGACACGAUCGGCGUGCUGAGCCAGCGGGGCCCGGAGUUCGACAACCUGAGCGCCACCGCCGGCAGUCCCAUUGUGCUGCAGCGGCGAGGCUCAGUCUAUGGUGCCAAUGUGCCCAUGAUAACAGAACUGGUCAAUGAUAGUAACGUGCAGUUUCUCGAUCAAGACGACGACGAUGAUCCAGAUACAGAACUAUAUCUGACGCAGCCAUUCGCCUGCGGCACAGCCUUUGCUGUGAGUGUGUUAGACUCGCUGAUGUCCACGACAUACUUCAAUCAAAACGCCUUAACGCUGAUCCGCUCACUGAUAACGGGCGGUGCCACGCCCGAGCUGGAACUGAUCCUGGCCGAGGGAGCUGGCCUCCGAGGAGGCUACAGCACAGUGGAGAGUCUGAGCAAUCGGGACAGAUGUCGAGUGGGUCAAAUCUCGCUUUACGAUGGCCCCUUGGCUCAAUUCGGAGAGUGCGGCAAGUACGGAGAUCUAUUCGUGGCCGCACUCAAGUCUUACGGAAUGCUGUGCAUCGGACUAUAUCGGUUCAGGGACACCAGCUCCAGUUGUGAUGCGAGCAGCAAACGUUAUGUAAUAACCAACCCACCCGAUGACUUUUCACUACUGCCAACAGAUCAGGUAUUCGUUUUAAUGCAAUUCGAUCCGGGCCUGGAGUACAAGCCGCCAGCGGUACGAGCACCGGCCGGCGGACGCGGCACCAAUACACAGGGCUCCGGGGUCGGCGGGGGCGGCUCGAACAAGGAUGAUAACUCUUGAUUGUUACUGUGUAGCGCCUUAACUGAUGGUCCUUAUUCGUACAUUUGAACGAUGGAGAAGCUAAUCGGAUGCAGAGCAGCGCAUUGGUGUCACUCACCUAACUAUUAUCUAACCAUAUUGGCCUAAGAUUCACCCACAAAAAAAGAUAGGGUAAAAAGACAUAAUUGUUUGUACCAUGUACAAAGAAGAAAGAAAUUUGAAAUCAAAAGCGAUUGUUAUUAACAAGUUAGAAACAAACUACCAGAGAGAAAAUCCUGAGUGCCAUACAAUGCGUUGCUCUGCCCUUUUAUGUGUGUGAAGGCAUGCGGCCCGGUGUUUUGUGUCCAUCCCAACUAACAAUCAAGAGACAGCCCCAAGCCAGAAACCACUGAUGGCCAGAAGAGCAACUUUAUCAGCAGCAACCAAAGCCAAAGUCGACGGCAGGGCCACCUGUCUUCGCACACAUAAAAAGCUAGUUCAGAUCGGGGCCUUUAAGAUCCACAGCCCCGAUGUCCAUCGUUCAACUGCCAACUGAUUGCUUCCCACAUCAUUCCGUAUGCCUUUUUAGAACCUUGAAAAUUAUCAUCUAUUGUUAUCUAUAUACCUUUAAAUCUUACUCUACAUUGGUUUAUCUUGUAUCCUUUUGUUUAUCUUUAUCUUUAUCCAUAUUAUUUUGUAAUCGACCCAAUAAAUAUUAUUAUCAUUUGAGUUUUUGGUUUGGAUUUUUACCCCGACUUUAGUUUCUUUCCAAGCAACAAUCAUUAGUUAUUUCUAUGGGUAUGUAUCUUAUGUUAGAUAUCAUUUACUCUUAAGAAUCGUUUCACUUACAUUUACAUUUAAACGUUUACAUUUUGAGUUCAGUUCAUGGCGCUAUCAUUGCAUAAGAACCAAUUGACAAAUUGAAUUCUAAACGAAAAUCCAUCUCAAUGGUGUGACGUAAGCAAUUGGGAACCAUUAGUGAGGUAAGCUACACAUUAAACAAGAAAAAAAACAAGCUAAUCAAAUCAGCCACACUGAGCGAAAGAAACUACCAAGUACUACUAGGUCUAUGUACUCUCUCAUGUCUCAAAAUCUUUCUCUGAGCUGCCGAAAGCGGCCACAACAAACAGCAACAACUACGCAACAAUUCCACACAUAAUUUUACACAUUUAAACACGACAAUUAAACUGAACACAUUGCGUGAGAUACAGAUACUGAACACGAGAUACAGAUACAAAGACAGCUACAAGAUACAAGAUACAAGGCAAUGAGGCUAUAAGCAAAUGUUGUGCCAGCAUAAGAAUUCAAAAACUGCAUUUAGAAGAUUCUGAGCAAGCGCAAAACGAUUUAUAUAGAGCAGAGAGCAUAUUGUAAUCAUAUUAAACUUUUAAAGUAAACGAACACAAAUAUCGAUUAUCGAUUAACAAUUAACGACACUUAAAGCCAACAAUCUGCUAACUAAUUCGUAGACCUAAAUGCAAAUACAAAGCUCUACUUGGUCCUUUAUCAAAGCAAAACCAAAGCAAGGUGAAGCCAAGCAAAAGCAAAUGAAUUACACUUAACUAGAGGAAUCUCAGCUUUUUCACUCGACACUCAGUCAAGUCGUCAAAUUUGCUAAUUCUAAAUUGAAACUUCUUACAUUCGCAUCUCUACAUACACACGAAAAACAAAAAAGUAAAAACUAAAUGCAAAGUGAGACGAGAAACUCUGUAAGUAGCAUCCUUAUACCACUAAUUAUAUAUAUAUAUAUAUAUAUAUAGAGGACAC